Saccostrea cuccullata (small rock oyster) is the source of this 719-nucleotide messenger RNA. RefSeq lists its product as uncharacterized. The record is from RefSeq and is a predicted model, not a curated record. The coding region runs from base 1 to 450 and encodes 149 amino acids. The transcript has 3 exons. NCBI's taxonomy places the organism in Eukaryota, Metazoa, Mollusca, Bivalvia, Ostreida, Ostreidae.
AUGUUUGCCUUUAAAUUUAGUGCCGUUUUGGCAUGUUUUGCUGUGUUCCUCAUUGGUUCGUCCUCCUCUGUUUCCAUCUGGGAUCGAGCCAGUCUUCUGUGUGCAAAUGUGAAUGGAGAACAGAUAAUUGACACAGAUUCACAUCGUGAUUUAUAUGUGGACCCUACAUGUUCCUCGGGGGAGGUAGUUUGGCGGAUGACAAGAACGCUGGUAACACUGCGCUUUCGGAAAGCUUCUCCAUUUUCCGUGUGUUUUAGCAGCAAAUCGCCUGUGGGUUAUGAAAAAUUUGCUUUACAUAAUUUUUCACUCAACAAUAUGUACGUGGGAAGUCCAAAUGCUGAAACUGACGUCUGUCUGAAUUCCGUCGGAAACUCCCUUAAUGUUAACCUGUUAUCUCUCGGAAAAUACUACAUAAUGAAGGCUUACUUCAAAGUGAGAUGUCUGUCUUGACGUCAGAUAUAAAAAUAGCUGUCCAAAAUCCCUAGCUCCAAUUGGCCAGAUUUCUUAGUGUUGGUCGUUCAGCGCCGUUGACCAUGUUAUAUUUAGAGCUUUAUGUAAAUUGCACCUGUAGAAAACCCUUGGUGUGGGUGUAGUUUUCAUAAUGGAAUGUCCGAAACCGUCCUUCAAAUUAGCUCACGUGAAAAAUAUUAACAUCGACCAUUCCUUCUACCUGGACAUUUCUAAUUUGCGACACAGAAACUUCCUCCGGAAGCAAUAAA